AUGGUCAAUGAUGACGAGCUUAGCCAAGGGUUGAAGUCCAAUAUUCAAGAAUUGCAAAAUGUGCUGCGAGCUUACGAGGAAAGCUCCACUACAAAGGAACAACUUCAGCAAUUAAUCGAUCUACAAGGACGAUUAUCCAAAAAUAUACAAAAAAUACAUGAAACUAUUUGCCCAAGCUCCCAGAAUCCGCAGGCGAAGUUCGACCGUACCCGUUUUUACAGUGAAGAUAGCCCCUACGUGAACAAGAUGGACAAAAGUGGGUCAUUCCGGUUAGUUCCUCCAAUGAAGCUGCGAAGUAAGACUACACCGACGCAAUUAAAGAAGAAAGCAUCGACAAAGUUCCUACUAAGUAGUCUACAAUUACUAGAAAACAUCAGAAAUUUGCAAAGAUUGCAAAAGAGCUCCGUCAGAGACGAAGCAUCCAUAGAUGAGCCCACUUUCACAAAAAGUUGA
Torulaspora delbrueckii is the source of this 453-nucleotide messenger RNA. RefSeq lists its product as uncharacterized. Bases 1 to 453 code for a protein of 150 amino acids. The record is from RefSeq and is a predicted model, not a curated record. Lineage: Eukaryota; Fungi; Ascomycota; Saccharomycetes; Saccharomycetales; Saccharomycetaceae. The transcript has a single exon.